Molecule: messenger RNA, 1989 nt
Organism: Rosa rugosa (rugosa rose)
Lineage: Eukaryota; Viridiplantae; Streptophyta; Magnoliopsida; Rosales; Rosaceae
Product: receptor-like protein 7
Exons: 2
Coding region: 1-1989 (662 amino acids)
Molecular function (GO): protein binding
Source: RefSeq, a predicted model, not a curated record
AUGCAGACACUUUGCCAUGAUGAUGAGCGCUCUGCCUUGUUACAAUUCAAAGCUAGUUUCACUAUAGACAAGUCUGCUUCCCAAGAUCCCUUUGCUUAUCCGAAAGUUGCAUCCUGGGGGAGUCUAGAAGGAGAUCCUAAAAGGAGUAACUGUUGUUCAUGGGAUGGUGUUGAAUGCAACGACAAUUCGGGCCACGUUAUUGGCCUUGACCUUGCCAGUAGCUGGCUUCAUGGUUCCAUCAACUCCAAUAGCAGUCUUUUUCAACUUGUUCAGUUGCAGAGGCUUGACCUCUCUGACAAUAACUUCAGCUUCUCUCAAAUACCAUCCAGGUUAGGCCAUGAUCUUACUAGUCUAACAUAUCUCAAUCUUUCAAUGUCUUCAUUUUCUGGCCAAAUUCCUUCCGAAAUUUCAUAUCUAUCCAAGCUAUCUACACUUCAUCUGUCUUCAUAUGUGCCUCCUCUAGAAAUGCCUCGUCUCAAAAUGCCUCCUCUCAAAAUGCCCAACUUCAGAAUUCUAGUUCAGAACUUAACCAACAUAAAACAGCUUCAUCUUUUUGACGUCGAGAUACGCUCCACAGUGCCUAAUACAUUGGUGAAUAUGUCUUCUCUCACAUCUCUCCGUCUUCAAGCAUUACUUGAUUUGGCCAAUAACUUUGAUCUAACCGGUUAUUUUCCUGAUGACCUUAACACCAGCAGCCCCUUGAAGAUAUUGAAUUUGCAGGCAAGCGAUUUCUCUGGUCAUAUACCUGCUUCAAUCAGAAAUCUUCGUGCCUUGCAUUUGUUGAACAUACGAUCCUGUAACUUUUAUCCCCAUGUUCCAUCUUCACUUUCCAACGUUACCCAGCUCAAUUUCCUUGAUCUUUCUUCCUUUUAUGACUAUAGUUAUCUACCUGACCUUCCAACAAUCCAUACUUUCAGUGGCCAAGUUUCAGAUUUCUUGUCUUGGGUUGGAAAGCUGACCAAACUUAACCACUUGUCCCUUGAUGGUACCUACUUAAGGGGAGAUUUGCCAUGUUCUUUGGCUACUCUGACUCAACUUUUGGUAUUAGACUUGAACCAGAAUCUAAUAACUGGUGAAAUCCCAUGUUGUUUGGCUAAUUUGACACAACUUUUGAAAUUAGACUUGGGCCGCAAUCAAAUAACCGGUCAAAUCCCAUCUUGCCUUGUGCAGCUGAGCCAAUUAACUUUGUUAGACGUACGAUUCAACAAUCUGCAAGGAGCAAUUCCCAGGUCACUAUUCGACCUAAGAUACCUUAAACAUAUUUACCUCCACUCAAAUAACUUGAGUGGGUCUGUUGAAUUGGACGAGUUUUCCAAGCUCAAAAAGUUGCGAGGACUUCGUUUGUCGCUCAACAAGUUCUCUGUGCAGAUCAAAACUGGAUUUAAUGCUAUUGCUCCAAAGCUUGAAGUACUAGGAUUGGGUUCAUGCAACUUAAUGGAGUUUCCGGAAUUUUUGAAAUACACUAGUCAACUGGAGGAUCUAGAUCUAUCUGACAACAAUCUUCAUGGCCAUAUACCAAAAUGGAUGUGGAAUUCAACUGGUGAAACUUUGAGGUUUCUCAACCUCUCUCACAACCACUUAACUGGAUUUGAAGAAAAUCCGGUCAUUAUUCCAUGGCGUGGGUUAUACUCUUUACAGCUCGACUCUAACAUGUUACGAGGAUCACUGCCAAUUCCAUCGCCGUCAAUAUCAUACUAUUUUGUUUCAAACAAUGAAUAUGCAGGAGAAAUUCCAGCAACAUUCUGCAACACAUGGCCACUAUGUAUUCUUGAUUUGUCUAACAACAACCUGAUUGGCAAGAUUCCCCAAUGUUUUGAUAAUCUCAGAUUUCUUCAGAUAUUGAGACUGCAGAACAAUUCUUUUCAUGGGGAUAUUCCUCAGAUAGGUUCAAAAAGAUGCUUGUGGUUAAGAGGGAUUGACUUGAGUUAUAAUCAGCUACAAGGGAAGCUACCAAGAUCAAUUGCCAAUUGUUCUAAGUUGUUGUUGUAA